AUGCAAGAAGAAACCACCACCUAUCGCCGCACGCCAGUUACGAUAUCGACACCGACACCAACGCCGACACCAAAACCAGCCAAAUCAUGCAAGUCGAAACCGCCGCCUAUCGUCCCUAGCCGCACAAAAGUUUCGAAAUCGACCCCGACACCAACAUCAACAAUCAGUGUUCACUCACUAGGCUGCCAUGCAUUGCCAGCUGAACCAGAUCCUGGGCCGAUCUGUGUCUGCACGAAUGGUUUCACAACACGGAUGACCGUUGCCUCUGAGUGCCCAACGACGAUCCCGGCCGAUUGGACUACGCAUGCACCAGAGCCAACCACAUCGACUAGUCAAAUCCCCUACAGUUAUUAUAAUAUUACAAAUGGGGCUCUCGUCCACUGUGCAUCGUCUGUGGUGUCAAAGCUAGACAUUUACACGGGGAUAACCGAAACUUAUUGCGCGGGCUCUACCUCGACAGACUCCAACUCGCCGGGUGUCACCUACACCACGACGCUGUGGCCUCAAACCACGACCGCAGUAACAUACGGUAACUGGGGAUAUUAUUCACCACCGGUAUCAUCGACGUUCACUUACAACGCUACUGCGGCUGCAUAUUCACUAGCGGUUAGCUUCUACACGGCUUUCAGCAGCGCCUGCCCGAGCUCUGCUGUUGCUACCGUCACGACCACCACUGAUACCUCUUUUAAUACAUUCGCGACACUUCCAGGCGGUGCGAUAGGCAGUUUUACGACUACAACUACGGAAGUCACCCUCUAUAGUUGUACCAACCAAGCAACGCCGAGCGCCGCGCCCUGGUGGGUCGCAUCUAGCGAGUCCGAAGAUGGCAUCGACAACAGUGGAACUCUAGCGGUUACCAUCACUGACUCUUCAUUCACGGAAGAGAAUUUCGUCAAAUGGCUUUGGGCUCUAUCAUAUAGAUUUGCAUAUGCGACCGUCAACUCCAUCAGCAACCAAACAAUCUACCGCGACGAGGGUAGAGAAGUGAUUUCAAUGGAGUUCCCAUUCUAUAGGGUCCCAACUGAAAUUAUGCUUGUGUACGGCAAUAGUAUCAAUAGUGGUACGGGACUAGAACGGUUAUCUGGGUCAGCGGUAUUUGAGGAGAGCUCUGAAGAAGAGCUAGCGUGCGAACUAAUGGAGGACAUGGAGGUACUAUUGGAUACGUUCCUCGCCUUUAUGGCAGGACCCGAAGGGGCAGCUCUUGCGGAAACUGUUGGUUUUACGAUAUCGUCGGACGCGAGGGCGAUCAUGCAGGACUCGAUGAAGGCCUCUAAAUUCGUGUUCGGUUGUCCGGGUGAAGGGUAA
Messenger RNA from Penicillium lagena, 1305 nucleotides. RefSeq lists its product as uncharacterized. Bases 1 to 1305 code for a protein of 434 amino acids. The transcript is spliced from 4 exons. The record is from RefSeq and is a predicted model, not a curated record. Lineage: Eukaryota; Fungi; Ascomycota; Eurotiomycetes; Eurotiales; Aspergillaceae.